GGUUUGAGUAUGAAUAUUAUAAAUUUAAGAAAUUAGUGAACAACUCAUAUUAGCAAUCAUGAACUUCAUCUCCAAAAGUCAUGAAUUCAGGCAUCUUUGGUUCUUUCAUUAGAAGCAUGACAUCCUUCAUCGAGACUUGUUGACUCUUUGGCAUGGGCUUUGAGAAGAGACUCUUUUGGCGCCUGAGUUCAGCAGACUCCUUCAACAAAUUACUGAUAUCGCUUUUUAGUGAAGGUUCUUCCUUUUCUCAAUCAUUGUCCUCUAUUCAAUGUUUUUCCAUUUUGGGAAUUAUUUUUCGAUGGAUUUCUGUCGCCUGAGGAUCGUACUUCAUACUAUUCACUCUGUUUCUCUUUUCUUCAUUGCUUAAAUCCCAUCCCAGAGAUUUGCAUUUUAACUCAAGCCCGAGCCCUAUGAGCUGAGGUAGAUCAUAUUUAGCAGAUUUACUCAUUUUAGGCCUAUUGAAUGAUGACAUAUUCAUGUUGGUACUAAGCCUCUCGUUGAUCUUUACUUUACUAGUAGCUGCAUUUUCGCUUAAGAAAUCCUCUGAAAGGUUUUCUUCAAAAUUUGUGAAUUCGAUUUUGUCCAUAUUUAUUAUUUAUCAACUUUCAUUCCCUUAUUAG
Moneuplotes crassus is the source of this 620-nucleotide messenger RNA. NCBI's taxonomy places the organism in Eukaryota, Ciliophora, Spirotrichea, Euplotida, Euplotidae. The record is from the annotation of a GenBank genome assembly.